AUGUCGUACCUGCAUCAUAAUUUCGUCUUUAACUUUAACUCUAUAUUUUACAGGUCGGACUUUGAGUAUUACUGCGACAAAAAAGCAGUUGCCAAGCGGCACGGAAAUAAACGCGAAGACAUAGAUUCUGAAGAGGAAACAUCUUGUAAAAGGUUGAAGCAGCAGAGACCGCGAAAAACAGCCAAACAUUUAUUUGACGACUCUGAAGACGAAUCAGUUAAUAAACCGUUGAAGCAGAAACCUCGAAAAACGGCCAAACAUUUAUUCGACGACUCUGAAGAGGAAUCAGUUAAUAAACCAACUAAAUCAUCAGCGAAAAAGUCGUCUACCAAACGCAAGUCAGCAGAGAGCUCGAGUGGAGACAAACGAACUCGAACCUCAGGGUGGAAGCUGGACUUGGACGACGACGCGGACGUCGAGAGCAGUCGCGCGCGCAGCCAGCCCGGCCGCCUGCAGUCCGUGCUGACGCGUCGAGUGGCCGACGGAGUCCUGCGCCGCACCGCCUCUCUGCCUGGGGAUCUCUUCGUGGAGUUGCGCCUCUACAACGCGGACGAGAUACGAGCUGUGCAGCCGAAAGAUCGUUGGGAGAAGGCGGUAUUGUCACUCAAAUACCAAAGCAGCUCUAACGCCGAACAUCUUGACCUACUGCGGCAAUUCGUCACGCGUGCGCGAGAGGCAUUCGAAGAGGACGGUACUUUUUUCGCUGAUAAAAAAAAUAGUUCGUAAUUUGUUAUUAAUUAGUUAUUUAAGGUAAUAAAAUAAAAUACUUUUUUAUAUCUUAGUUUUUUCACCCAGUCUAUUUAAUUUCAUUCAAAGUUGUUAGGUAGGUUUUAAACUUUUUUAUAAUGUCUCAAAGAACGAUAUA
Messenger RNA from Ostrinia nubilalis (European corn borer), 865 nucleotides. RefSeq lists its product as uncharacterized. The transcript has 4 exons. NCBI's taxonomy places the organism in Eukaryota, Metazoa, Arthropoda, Insecta, Lepidoptera, Crambidae. Bases 1 to 726 code for a protein of 241 amino acids. The record is from RefSeq and is a predicted model, not a curated record.